CUUCGUCGCAGCUCCGCGUCUGUCUGCGCUCCAGCCGCUCCGGUUCUGGAUGGCCCCUGUGCAGGCCCCUGGCAGCAGCAGAGUGCCUGGGGGCCUGAGCAGGACGAGGGAUGGUGAGGCUGGUCAGUGCCCUGGGGCUGGUCAUGUUCAGCGUGGCUCUGCUCAUCCUGUCACUCAUCAGCUAUGUGUCCAUCAAGAAGGACCUUCUACAGGGAGGGGGCCCUCGAUACGGCCAAGGAGGGGGGCCCCGCAUGUACAUGCUGCACGCAGGUUUCCGUUCUCAGCUGGCUUUGAAGUACCUGGAUCCUGCCUUUGUGCCUGUGGGCAGUGCACUGACUGAAGACCUGCUCAACUCGUCCAAGUGGAGGUUCAACCACAGCGCCUUUGUGCAGCAGAGGGAGGAGAUGGCUCACUACAUCGACGUGCCACAGAACUUCAGCCUGAUUCGCAGCGCUGUGCGUGUGGGCCAGCUCAUGCACUAUGACUACUCCAGCCACAAGUACGUGUACUCCAUCGGGGAGAACUUCCACUCUCUGCUGCCUGAGGCAUCGCCCAUCCUGCACAGACACUACAAGCGCUGUGCUGUGGUGGGCAACAGUGGCAUCCUCACGGGCUCCAAAUGCGGUGCGCAGAUCGACAGCUUUGACUUUGUUUUCCGCUGCAACUUCGCACCCACCGAGGUCUUCAAGAAGGACGUAGGCAGGAGAACCAACAUGACCACGUUCAACCCCAGCAUCCUGGAGAAGUACUACAACAACCUGCUGACCGUGCAGGACCGAAACAACUUCUUCCUGAGUCUGAAGAGGCUGGAUGGUGCCAUCUUGUGGAUCCCUGCGUUCUUUUUCCACACAUCGGCCACGGUCACGCGUACUCUCGUGGACUUCUUUGUGGAACACAGGGGGAAGCUCAAGGUGCAGCUGGCCUGGCCUGGGAACAUCAUGCAGUACAUCAACAAUUACUGGAAGACCAAGCAGCUGUCCCCUAAACGCCUGAGUACAGGCAUCCUCAUGUACACGCUGGCGUCUUCGGUGUGCGAGCAGAUCCACCUGUACGGCUUCUGGCCCUUCGGCUGGGACCCCAACACGGGCAAAGAGCUGCCCUACCACUACUACGACAAGAAGGGCACCAAGUUCACCACCAAGUGGCAGGAAUCACACCAGCUGCCCGCCGAGUUCAAACUGCUCUACAGGAUGCACACGGACGGACUGCUCAAGCUCAGCCUGUCCCACUGCGCCUGAGACACACCUGUCCCUGUCCCACUGCGCCUGAGACACACCUGUCCCUGUCCCACUGCGCCUGAGACACCUGUCCCUGUCCCACUGCGCCUGAGACACACCUGUCCCACUGCGCCUGAGACACACCUGUCCCACUGCGCCUGAGACACACCUGU
Molecule: messenger RNA, 1390 nt
Organism: Boleophthalmus pectinirostris (great blue-spotted mudskipper)
Lineage: Eukaryota; Metazoa; Chordata; Actinopteri; Gobiiformes; Gobiidae
Gene: st8sia3
Product: ST8 alpha-N-acetyl-neuraminide alpha-2,8-sialyltransferase 3
Exons: 5
Coding region: 111-1238 (375 amino acids)
Biological process (GO): N-glycan processing; oligosaccharide metabolic process
Molecular function (GO): alpha-N-acetylneuraminate alpha-2,8-sialyltransferase activity
Source: RefSeq, a predicted model, not a curated record